CAGCUAGUUGGAUUAGAGAAGUGCGCAUGCGUUAAAGAUGGAGCUCUGUUUCCGGGAAGAACAGCCAGCGGUAAGGAAGAACCGAGGGUUUAUUGUUUAGUUACUACAAAAAUGACAGCCGUUACGAUUUCGCCGGCUGCACAUGGAAUUAUACAAGCUGUAAAUGAAAGCAACCUAUGCAAAAUCGAAAGCUUCCUCAAUGACACAGCGUACAGGGAAGCCAUAGAAAAUUCGUCAAAUUAUAAUAGUCGACUAUGCAGGGAACGACGUCUACGUAUGCCUUUUCUAGAUUCGCAAACAGGUGUAGCACAAAAUCAUUCUGCGUUGUUUAUGUCUGCGAGAGAAAGGCUGCCAGGUUUAUUACACGGUCAAAUAUACACAUAUCCUAGCAAAAGAUGGCGGAAAAAACGGCGGCAAUAUUUGAUGCAUUAUUUGCAUCCAAAAAGAGGACCAAGAGAUACCGAAGAUGGUGUAGAAGGUAUAGAAACUAUAACACAUGUAAAUGAUGAUAGCAAAGAAUCUAUGUCUUUGAAAGAAGAACAUAGUAAAGAUACAUGGUAUUACGAUGACCAAGACAUGCUGGAUAUGGAUACGUACGAAGAACCUGAUGCCGAAAGUGACUAUGACUAUGAAGAAUAUUAUAGCAGUAAAAGGAAACGAAGGAAACCUCGUGGGGGUGGUCACCAUCCUGUACGAAAUCAUCCGUCUUCCACAGAUAGCCCUGGGGGCAAACGUACUAAGGGUGGGGGACGUGGGCGGAAAAAAGCCAACUAUGAUGCAGUUGACACUGAUAAGCCAUUCGUUUGUGACCUAUGCAGCGCACGGUAUAAAACCAGACCUGGUCUGGUCUACCAUUACGGUCAUUCCCACUCUACUUCCUCCGGUGAUCCUGCUAAGGAACUAAGUCCCAGUCCUGCCGAAGUUGAACCUAGGAGCGUUGCAGACACCGCUGCUUCGAACCAGCCAGGUGGUACACGUCGGGGUCGUCAGAACGCAACUACGUCGAGUACUUCGAGCCCCUCCCCCGCAGCGCCUUCCGCGACCGCUGCGGGAGGAGCGUCGACGCCCCAGCCCCAGUCGCAGCCGGCGCCGCAGCAGCCGCAGCAACAGCCCCCGCAGCCGCAGCCUCAGGCAUCGCCAUCACCGCAGCAGCCGUCCCCGGCUCAGCAGCCGCAGGCGACCGCUGCACAGACGACGGUCGCGCCUGCCUCGCCGACGAUACCCGCGACGAAAGAAGAACACCUGCCGGCCGCCUCGUCACCUGGCACGGCUGUACCCUCGCCAUCUUCCUCCUCGGUCAGAGCCGAGGGGCCACCCACUCCAGGAGGGACGAACGAAAAAAAAGCUGGCAAAUCAGCUCAACCCUCCCCUUACUGCGACUUCUGUCUGGGCGAUGCUAGGGAAAAUAAAAAGACCGGCGGCUCCGAGGAGUUGGUCUCUUGCAGUGAUUGCGGUCGCUCAGGGCAUCCGACUUGUUUGCAAUUCACAGCGAACAUGAUCGUUUCUGUUCGCAAGUACAGGUGGCAGUGUAUCGAAUGCAAAUGCUGUUCCAUUUGUGGCACUUCUGACAACGAUGAUCAGCUGCUGUUCUGUGACGACUGUGAUCGUGGAUACCACAUGUAUUGUCUGUCUCCACCUCUUGCAUCUCCUCCUGAGGGCUCCUGGUCUUGCCGUCUGUGCAUAGCAGAAUUUCAUCGCCGUGAUUAAAAGACGGUCUUGUUUCGUAGAUAAGUCACGGAUGUUUCUUUUUUCUUUUUUUUUUUUUUUUUCGUCUAUUCGCUGUGGUGCACUGGCCAUUUUUUUAUUGUCGAAUUAGGAGAGUAUUCGAAAAAGCUCAUUGUCCCUCCUUUUAUGUAGUAUUACGUUAAAAUAGACGCUGAUGUGUACAGCCAUCAAACGAGGAUCUUUUUCUUUUUUCGUUGAUAAGAGAGACGAGUUUCAUCAAUAAAGAGUUGGCACCAUUAAGAAUUCCUUUGUUUGUUGUAAGUUCCAAUUAAUAACGAAGGAAAUAUCGCGAAGUAUUCGUAGAUUGCGUAUAGGCUGCGUUUAGAUAUCUCAGGCACUGGUGAUCUCAAGCAACUAAAAGUAUGAUAACUAACGUAUUAUAAUUUAUAAUUUUAAUGAAGUAGGGUUUAUUCAGUAGAUGUAUGAAAAAAUGUAGCGUUAAAGGGCUGUCCCUGAUAUUGUUUUGUUUGCUCAUAUCGAGAAACGAAUGAACAGCCUCUUUAAAGCUUGCCGUUAAAUGGAACUGAUAAAAAGCAAAUAACUUUAGUAUCAAGGAUCUUCGACAUCCGUUUAGUGUUUAUCGUCGAAUUGCCACACGGUUUUAACUCGAAACGAAACGUAUUUUUUAUUGAUUUUUAAAAGAGAAACGUAAUAUUUAUGAUGUUUUCUUAUUAUCUAUCUUAGAAAGUAGUUAUUGAGAAUUGUGAAAAAAAAAAACGAUAAAUACUCUCCUAGUUCAGGGCCAAUUAACUUUUUAGCCAUUGACAUUCGAAGUUCGGUUGCUUUGACGAUUUCGAGGAUGCUUAAAAGACUUUGAACGAUAUGGAGAUCUCAAACUUUUCCAAAAUUCUUCUAGCUCCUCUUGCUUAUUGUCCUGGUCCAAUCCAUGGUUCAUGAAAGAAGCAAGAGCAAGGAAAAUAAAAUAAAAUAAAAUAAAAUAAAAUUGAUAUUAUAGGAAGAAAAAAAAAAUAAACAUGAUAUUAUAGCAUCUGUUUCAUAAAUAGCGAUAAAAUAGAACACUACCUGUUUAUCUGUAAUGUAUCAUGAUACUAAAGCUUUUACACUUAAUGACACAGCCAUUAGUAGCAGUAUAGCUAUGACAUACAGACUCGCAGUACCGCAGAAAAUUAUAUUCUAUAUGCCCUUUAUUGUUAGCUCAGUAUUUUUAUAUUUUAUAUAUCGAAUGUACUUAAUUUAAGAUACUGUGGUGAUAUUUGGUACUCAUUGAUGUAAUUUGUUUCUUUCUCUCUUUUUUUCUUUUUUUUUUUUUUUUAUCAAUAAUUUUAGGAUCACUUAAUAAAGUGGAAUUGCGUAAUUAGGUAACACGAGAAUUAGUCUAUAAACAAUUUUUGAGUUUGAAUUGAUUGAAAGUGGUGAACUUACAUUUUAUAUUGCUUACCUUUAACACACUGUAUGCAAAUUUGAAUAAACAUUAGUUUAUAUAAACAAACGAAUCACUAACUUCAGACAGUCUUAUUGUGUGCCAUGAAUAUUUUCUCGAGUGCAGGAAGAUAAUACAUAAUGAUAGAGAACUUCUUUGGGUGCUAUAUUUCAGGGAUUACUUUCCCUUUUGAACAUUUUAGGAUAACUUUAUAAGAUUGAAAGUCAUGUCUU
This is a messenger RNA of Osmia bicornis bicornis, 3339 nucleotides long. It is a transcript of the gene d4, whose product is annotated as zinc finger protein ubi-d4 A. Gene Ontology annotation, cellular component: nBAF complex. The record is from RefSeq and is a predicted model, not a curated record. Gene Ontology annotation, biological process: nervous system development. Bases 112 to 1707 code for a protein of 531 amino acids. Lineage: Eukaryota; Metazoa; Arthropoda; Insecta; Hymenoptera; Megachilidae. The transcript is spliced from 9 exons.